UUUUUUUUUAUUCCCCCCGACUUUGUGUUGAUAUUUUACUAACUCCGCAUGCGCCACUCUUCCGCUCUUCCGCUCUUCGACAGUGAGAGAAAGGGACGGAGAGCGAUCGCGAAUAGCUCAGUUGUCGGAUCUGGCAUCGUCCUCGCUUUUGAUCCUUGGUUUCUUACUCGCGAUCGCAUUGCUGAUUUCCUUCUCAACGUUGGCUUUUCGAGGUUGGUGCGGUGAGGUGAUCGCCCUGCGUUUUUUUGCUGCCGAAGAAUGGAGAACUGAAGCCAAGGUCGAAGAUGUUCAAGGCGGCGCGAUGGAGGAGCGAGAAGAACAAGAUCAAAGCUGUGUUCAAGCUGCAGUUCCGUGCGACUCAGGUACAACAGACUGGAUUGGAGGCGGUAAUGGUGAGCGUGAUCCCAUCAGACGCCGGCAGGCCGACGGCGAGAUCGGAGAGGGUACCUGUGAUGGAGGGCAUCUGCGAUUGGGUGAAUCCGGUUUACGAGGCGGCGAAGCUCGUCCUGAAUCCAAAGACGGGAAAGAUGGAUGAGAAAGUCUACAGAUUUGUGGUUUCCGAUGCUGGAUCGAGCAAAGCUGAAAUUUUGGGGGAGGCCAGCUUCAACCUAGCAGAUUAUACAGAUGUUUUCAGACCAUCCUCUAUUGUUCUUCCUCUGAAGGGAUCCAACACAGGCGCAUCCUUACGUAUAAUCAUCCAGAGAAUGCAGGGUGAUGGUGAAGGAAGGGAAGGCAAUGGUAUUGAAGAAUUAACCACGAAGCGACAAAGAAGAACAUUGGAGGCUCAGUUAAGCAAGUGCGAUGAUGAGGAUGGUUUAGAAAUAAAUAAUCAGCCCAUGGUCAAGUUCCCAUCAAGCAGGGACAUCUCUCUCCAUAAUGCUGAUUCCAAUGGAAACCUCCAGAAGUCACACAGCUUUGGUGCCAUGUCAGCAUCAGGUUCUGAUACCAGUUCAGGAAUAUAUACACCAAGAGAAAAUGACAUCAAGCGUAACAAUGUCCAAAGGGACUCUGCUAGCUUCUUGUCUCCUCUUACCAACAAUGACACUCCUAAAAAGAUGGCGUUCAGUUCAGAUGACUUUUCAGGUACUUCAGCUCCGGAUGCAAGUGCAGAUGCAUCCACAAGUAGUUCGGGUGAUGGUGGUUUGAAUGAGAUAUCACAUGAUUUAGAGGACAGCUUUGAGAAAUUAAAGGGUGAUGUAGAUAAGUUAACUAGAAAAUUGGAAGUGUCAGAUCUGGAGUUGCAGACUCUGCGAAAGCAAAUCAUCAAGGAGAACAAGCGAGGGCAAGACCUUUCAAGGGAAAUGAGUGACUUAAAAGAAGAGAGGGAUGCACUUAAAAGAGAAUGUGACAAACUCAAGCUCUUAGAGAAGAGGAGAAAGUUUGAUGGAACUACUGGCAUGCAGCAUGAUGCAGAAAAUCAUCUUUCUUUACUUGAAGAAAUUCAGCAAGAGCUAGAUCACGAGAAAAAUCAGAAUGCCCAUCUUCGCUUGCAACUAAAAAUGACAGAAGAAGCAAACUCUGACUUGGUGCUUGCUGUAAAAAAUCUAGAGGGAAUGUUGGAACAGAAGAAUAACGAUACCCUAUGUGCUAAAUGUAGUAAAAUGGAAAUGAAAGACACAGUUGAUUUGGAACUUGAAGAUGCUAAAUUGGGAAAUGGACUUUCACAGCUACAUAAAUCUGAUUGUGAGCAACAAGUACUUGCAGCAAUUUCUGAAAGUGACAAUGAAGAGGAGUAUGCAUUGGUUGCACUUGUAAAUGAACAUGAUGACAUGAAGACUGCUUACUCACUGGAGAGCAAGAUAAUUGAUCUCAAUAAUGAAGUAGAAUUUUACAGGAAAACCCACGAAGAGCUAGAAAUGCAAAUGGAACAACUUGCUCUGGACUAUGAAAUUAUGAAGCAGGAAAAUCAUGAUGCCACAACAAAGCUGGAGCAAAUGCAACUACGUGAACAACUCAGGAUGCAGUAUGAGUGUUCUGCACAUUUAUCCAUUAUCAGUGAUCUUGAGAUACAGGUUGAGUUAUUGGAGAAAGAUCUUCAGAAACAAACUGAAGGGAUUGAAGCAGAUAUAGCAACCGUCACAGUAACUAAAGCUGAGCAAGAAAAAAGGGCCAUACUAGCAGAAGAGGCAUUGAGAAAAACAAAAUGGAACAAUUCCAAGUGUGUUGAGUGGCUUCAAGAGGAGCUCAAAAGUCUUUCUGUGCAUAUGUUAUCCACAUUUCAAGCUAAUGAGAAGAUAGUCAUGCAAACACUUAAAGAAAAUGCUGAAUUGCAAUCACAAAAAGGUGACUUAGAAAGAAUUUUGGAUAAAUCUAAUAAAGACAUGGUGUUAUUACAGGAAAAGUAUCGAGUAAUACUCAAACAACUAAUUAGCCUAAUAGAUAUCAAGUCAAGAGAUGUGGAAAGGUUGCUCUUGGAACUAAAGGAUAAGACUAAAGAACUAGAGAAUCAUAAGUUGUCUGAGGAAGCAUCACGAAACAACUUCAUACGAGAAUUGCAGUUACUCAAAUCUGAAGUGGCAAAUCUCCGUGCAGAGAAAUCUUUCCUCUCGGAACAGACUGAAGAAAAAGAAAAAUUGUUAGUUGAGGCAGAGCUACUGAGGAUGAAAAACAUAGAAAGUGAGAUAACUUCGCAAGAUAGAAAUUUAGAGAUUGAUUUACCUAGGAAAGAGAUAGAAGCUCUCAAGGAGAAAGUAAGUAAAUCACUGGUGGGGAUUAAUGGCCUCAUCUGUACCAAAGGUGAAGGAGAUGCUAUUCUUGAUAAUACGAAAUCUGAUGCCUCGGUGUUAAAGUGGAAUUUAUUGAAGCUUGUCUCAUUUGAAAAUGAAAUGGGAAAGCAGAAUCUGAGGAAAUCAGAUUCACAGUCAAAGGGCAGAGUUUUGGAGGAAAAGCAGAUGACCACCGGCAUGGAGGAAGAAAGUGACUGCAACAUGGCAACUAGUACAAAUGGAGCAGAGCUAAUUGAUUCAUUGAUGGAGGACUCAGAGAAGAAUCCAAGCAAGACAAUUGAAUUAAUGCAAAGAAGUAUACAGGAUGACAAGAAUUUUCAUCAAAUGUCAAGAUUCAUUACAAACAAUAUUCAGUGCCAUAUAGAAUAUCUGCAACAGCCAAAGGAAGAUGAAGGAUGCAUACACAACUUGAAUGUCACAGAUAAAAAAUCACAGAAAAGGUGUGUUGAAUCUGACUUAGAUGAAGCCAAACUAGUUUCUGCUUCUUCUUCUACCUCUGAUCAGAAGGUGACAGAGAACGAAUUAAAUGAAAUGGCACAACUGAAGGAACAAAAUGAAUUGAUGGUUUCUGAACUGAAAGAAAUGCAGGAAAGGUAUUCUGACAUAAGCUUGAAGUUUGCAGAAGUAGAAGGUGAAAGGCAACAACUCCUCAUGACAAUAAGAAGUCUUAAAAAUGCUACAAAAAAUUAGUCUCUUUAUCCUUUGUCUUGUUUUUUUGGUAAUUGAAAGGAGUUUUCUGUAUAGGCAAGCAAUUGGGAUGCGGCCACUCCUUAGCAAAUCCAUGGCUUGCAUGGCUACUAUAGUUUCUUUUAGCAAAUAUAAUGUGUAAAUUGAUAGCAUAUAAUUUGUUCAUUAGAGUGCAAUAUAUUUUGCUGAAACACAGUGAUUCCGGUUGUGCUAACUUUGAGAAGUAAUACAGAAAUCUAUUGGUAUUUGAACUUUUAGUUUGUUCCUGGAAAGCAAAAAAAAUCCUUUUUUUCAAGGCA
Molecule: messenger RNA, 3712 nt
Organism: Zingiber officinale
Lineage: Eukaryota; Viridiplantae; Streptophyta; Magnoliopsida; Zingiberales; Zingiberaceae
Product: myosin-10-like
Exons: 10
Coding region: 285-3416 (1043 amino acids)
Source: RefSeq, a predicted model, not a curated record